Messenger RNA from Larimichthys crocea (large yellow croaker), 4570 nucleotides. It is a transcript of the gene slc6a4a, whose product is annotated as solute carrier family 6 member 4a. The record is from RefSeq and is a predicted model, not a curated record. Lineage: Eukaryota; Metazoa; Chordata; Actinopteri; Sciaenidae. Gene Ontology annotation, molecular function: serotonin binding; serotonin:sodium:chloride symporter activity. Bases 876 to 2900 code for a protein of 674 amino acids. Gene Ontology annotation, biological process: amino acid transport; serotonin uptake; sodium ion transmembrane transport. The transcript is spliced from 14 exons. Gene Ontology annotation, cellular component: neuron projection; plasma membrane; synapse.
UACAGUUGAUUUUUUUCUGUUUUGUGUUGUUUUUGUACAUAACAAAUCAAGCUUCAAAGUGUGCCUGUCUGUGCUUGCAUAAUUUUUCACCACUAUCUUGUGUCUGAGCGCACGCAUCCGUGCAUCCAUCUCUACGUGGCUGUUGCGUCUCUCAACGCAGCAUGUGUGUAAGUGUGUGUGGUUGGUGAGAGAGGGACAACAAGGGAGGGAAAGAGAGAGAGAGAGAGAGAGAAAUGAGAGAGGUUUGAGAGCUCAAUGGGCAAACGCAGUGUCCUGAUGUGCUGGUGCACGCUGUUUCUCUGACAAGUUUUUGCAAUACCACAGGAUUCUUUGAAGUUUUGGGUAGAAGUUGUUGCUGCUGCUGGUUAUGUGUCUUUUAGUCGCCACAGGUUCUACUUGUCUUCAUUUACCACCUCUUAAGUUUGCCCCAUUCCUGAGUCUCAGAGGACGGGUAGUUUGUGGAGGAGAUCCAAGAUUCUUGUAACCUUUCUCCUGGCCACAUCCUGUUCAAACACAUCUCUAUUCUCGUAUAACCUCAUCUGUCUGUCCUCGCUGCCUGCUCGUAUUCUUUCUUGCUCAACAGACACUUUUCAGUCCUCUCCCACAUACACACCACCUCCCCUCACUCCGGCCCCUUUCUCCUAUUUUAGCUCUGCUCUCCUGUUCCCCGUCUCCUUUACCUGUCCAAGAAGGACAAUCCCAUUUUUUGUUAUCUGCCAAAUUUGUCCUACACCGUCACUGUCCCGUCCCCUAACUCUUCCCCUGUUCCCCUAAUGGGCACUAUAUCAGACAGCAGUGCCACAUUCCCUUCGGCGUCACUGAGAACCUCUCUCCACCCCUAACUGUUGUGCCAACACCAACAUCAACACGACCCAAUGGAGACAAAAGAUAUGAUGAUGACGAGCAUGUUGACAAUGGACAAAGAGGAGAAUGAGGGAGAGAGGGACAAAGCAAGAGAGGAGUUGGGGGGAGAACAGGAGGGAACACAGCAGGAAAAUGGUAGACUGAUGCUGGCUGAUGGUCUCACAGAAAAAGGACCCAAGAGCCUGACCUCUGGCUCUGGACAGCAGGUGUCCAAUGGCUUCACCACAUCCACCCCUCAAAGCCCCAGGGAGGGACCAGGGACCGCAGAUAGCUCUAGAGAUACAGCCUCUGGGCCUGGAGGAGGCACCGGGUCCUCUGUGCCGCCAGGAAGCCUCAGGACUCUGGUGGUCCAACAAACAAGCUUGGAGAGGCCCAGAGAAACCUGGAGCAAGAAGAUGGACUUCUUGCUGUCUGUGAUCGGCUAUGCGGUGGACUUGGGAAAUGUCUGGCGCUUCCCUUACAUCUGCUACCAAAAUGGAGGAGGUGCCUUCUUGCUGCCCUACCUGUUGAUGGCAGUGUUCGGAGGUGUCCCUCUCUUCUACAUGGAGCUGGCUCUCGGCCAGUUCCACCGCAGUGGCUGCAUCUCCAUCUGGAAACACAUCUGCCCCAUCUUCAAAGGGAUCGGCUUUGCUAUCUGCAUCAUAGCCCUCUACAUAGCCUUCUACUACAACACCAUCAUGGCCUGGGCCUUGUACUACCUAAUAUCAUCAUUUCAGCCCACCCUGCCUUGGAGCACCUGCACCAACAGCUGGAACACCGGCACCUGUAACCGCUACAUGUCCACCGACCACAAUGUCUCGUGGUCCAACUCCUCCACCUCCCCUGCCGAGGAGUUCUAUACUCGCCAGGUGUUGCAGGUCCACCUCUCCCCAGGUCUGCACCAGCUGGGCUCUGUCAGCUGGCAGCUGGCCCUCUGCCUGCUCUUCAUCUUCACCAUUGUCUACUUCAGCAUCUGGAAAGGAGUCAAGACGUCUGGAAAGGUAGUUUGGGUGACCGCUACCUUUCCCUACCUGGUCCUCCUGGUGUUGCUGGUUCGUGGGGCCACUCUGCCAGGUGCCUGGAGGGGUGUGGUCUUCUAUCUCAAACCUGAUUGGCAGAAACUGCUUAGCACUACAGUGUGGAUUGAUGCAGCAGCUCAGAUCUUCUUCUCACUGGGACCUGGGUUUGGCGUGCUCCUUGCGUUUGCCAGCUACAAUCCCUUUCACAACAACUGCUACAAAGAUGCUCUGGUCACCAGCUCUGUGAACUGUCUGACUAGCUUUCUGUCUGGCUUUGUCAUCUUUACCGUGCUGGGAUACAUGGCUGAAAUGAGGAAACAGGACGUAGAUGCUGUGGCCAAGGAUGCCGGCCCCAGUCUGCUGUUCAUUAUUUACGCAGAAGCCAUAGCAAAUAUGCCUGCUGCUACUUUCUUUUCCAUCAUCUUCUUCCUCAUGAUCAUUAUGUUGGGUCUGGACAGCACGUUUGCAGGGUUGGAGGGGGUGAUCACCGCUAUGCUAGAUGAGUUCCCUCAUAUCCUGGUGAAGAGACGAGAGUGGUUUGUCUUCGGCUUGGUGUGUGUUUGCUACCUCGGGGCUCUCUCCACACUCACAUAUGGAGGAGCAUUUGUGGUGAAGCUGUUUGAGGAGUACGCUACAGGCCCUGCAGUCAUCACUGUGGUCUUGCUUGAAGUCAUCGCUGUUUCCUGGUUUUACGGUACCAACCGUUUCUGCAAUGACAUCGAGGUCAUGCUUGGUUUCUACCCAGGUCGUUUCUGGAGGGUGUGCUGGGUGGCCAUCUGCCCCUGCUUUCUGCUGUUCAUCAUCAUCAGUUUCCUAGCCUUCCCUCCAGAAGUCAGGUUGUUUAACUACCACUACCCGCCAUGGACCACUGUCCUGGGCUACUGUAUCGGGGUGUCCUCAUUCAUCUGUGUGCCUGCUUACAUGGUCUACCACUUGCUUAAUGCCAAGGGCACUUUUAAACAGCGUCUGUUAAAGAGUAUCACUCCAGAGCCGAGCAGUGACCAACACAGAGACCUCAUUGUCACCAAUGCAGUCUGACCAAACCCUGAACCAAAAGAAGGGUGCCAGUCUACCUACGUAGAGCAACCUCUUCUGGACAAACUGCAAAACUACAGGACAAGGGGGCUACUUUCACCGUCUUUGCCUCUUUUCAUUACAUCUCCUACUCUUGUUUUUAGCUGCCUCACACCAAGAUGUAGCGAUAGGGGUGGAGUUAGGUGGAGCCAGGCUGGAGUAGCUUUGUUUAGCUUGGUUUAGUUUGGUUCCUUAUGCUGGUUCAGUUUAGAAUGAGUUCUCUGGUGUUACCUGCACACCCUGAGCUUAGAUUUUCACUCAUAAGUGUCACCUAAAUCAUUUAGUGACUGACCUUUCUUCAGGUUAUACAGACAUAACAAGUAUUUUAUACAGUUAAAGUGAUACAAUCUAUGUUCAUGUAGACAAUAAACUGGAGAUACUGCACACAAAUCAUUCGGAGAAGGCCAGAUAGUUACAUUGCAAACUCCCAGAGUUUAAGGUUGUAUUUUCAUAUUGUACUGUUAAGUUAUGCAUUCUUAUAUGUAGCAAAAUUCAGGUAUCUUUUUACAUCUGUUACUGAAGCCAAAUAUAUGAUAUCUGUUCUGUUCAUAUUUCUAAAGAUGUUUCAGUAUUGUGGUUGUUAUGUUGUAUUGACUGUCAGCCUGUGUUUAUUUAGUGACAUCUUGGACAAAUGAUGGAUUUGCAUUGAGUUCCCUACACUGUGAAAUACUGUCUGGAAGUGACAUGAACGUGUGUGUGUGCCUGUGUGUAUGUGUAUAAGAAAGACUGUUAUACUGUCCAGUGAGAAAAAAAAUGGAUCACAAACAUAACAUAGUGUAUUCAUUCUAUAACUGCAAUAUGAGAUGUGUAUUUAUUUUAUGGUGUAUCAUUGCUGUCAUUUUGACCUCCCACACUACAUGACUGUUGAUGGUUCUUUUAUGGUUUAAUCACAGUGACAUUCUCUCGUCAUACUGCAGAACUGUCAGUAAUAGAAACCAAAUAUGAUCAGAGCUAAAAGCAUCAUUAGGUUUGAAAAUCUAUCUGCUCUUUACUUUUUACCAAAAAAAAAAUAUGUGUGUUUGUGUGUGUGAGUAUGCACAUGUGCCUGCGUGUGUUUGUGAGAGUGUAUGUAUCUGUGUGUAUGUAGGAGCAGGAGUUAAAAUAUGGCGAGUACUGUACAUUAUGUGUAUUUACUAGUCAGUCUGGUAUUGGUGUAACCUAUCCUGUGAAUACCUGUCUCCUCUCUUCAUGGACAUGUGAGAGUGUGUGUGUUUAGUUCUUGUGUGGGCUCGGAUCUUGUGUGUGUGCACCUUGAUUAGUAUGUUGGUGCAUGUAUGGGUGGUUGUGCAAAAAAGGAUUAGAGGAUAUUCAGCCCCUUUAUAUGUGCAUGCCGUAAUGUGUGCGUGUGUGUGUGUGCGUGUGUACUGUACUUUAAGUGUGUGUGUGCGUGUGUGUGCGUGUGUGUCUGUAAUGUGAUCUCCUGUUGUCUUGUCAACUGCCAAAAUAUAUUAUGAAGGAAAAAAACUCCCUCUUGCCUCUCUCUCUCUCUCUCUCUCUCUCUCUCUCUCUCUGUCUCUUUCGUACCUCUUAAGCGUAAGAUCUAUGUAUGUCAGUAAAAGACUGUAUUGAUAAAUACAACUGUAUAAAAUAAAGAUAUAUAAAUAUAUGGGAAAUAACAGAUAAUAAAGAUAUAU